AUGCCCGACGAUGAUGAAAAGCUGCAACUACGUGCAGAUGUAGAACGAUACCGAAAAGCUAUUCGUCAAAAAGAUGACAUGAUCGAAGAAAUGGAAAAUGAACUGAAUCACUACGGAAAACCAGCCAUAUCAGAUGGUAAAGCCGAAGCCCGCGAAAAAGAAUUAAACGGAAGAAUUCGCGAUUUACAAUUUGAAAUGGACGAGAAAGAUGCAGCAAUUCAUGAUCAGACUGAUCUAAUAAGUUCACUCCGUUCUGAAAUCGAGAAGCUGGAAAAAACUAAUCGAGAGCUAAUAAAUCGAUCUGAGUGUAAUGAAAGUGAUGAAUCCAACUCGUUUGUUGAAUCAGAAAUGAUUCGAAUAAGCGAAGAAUGUGAAAAGUUUAAAGAAGUCGCAUCCACACUGUACGAACAAAACCGGGAACUCAAAAAAGAAGCUGUAGAAUUGAGAGAAGAACACGACAGCGCAAUGGGACAUGUCAAAAACCUGGAAAGUCACAUUAAAACAAACGAGGAAGAAAUUGCAAGAUUGGAAGGAGAAGUUUUUGAUCUCAAAAACUCAAAUCAAGGAAAACAUGCUUCAACUGGUAAUUCGAUUUUCGCAGAGGCCAUGGAAGCUGAACAGAAAUUGGAAGAGGACUUGAAAGUUCUCUUCAGAGAAAAGCAAUCUCUAAUGAGCAUGGUCAAACGACUCACUAUGGAAAAAGAUGAAGCUGAAGAGCGCGCUCGAUCCUUCAUGAAUCGUGGUUUAAUCGUUCGGAAUGCGAUAAAUCAUAUCGAUGUCGAAGAGAUGCGGAGGCUGAGUGCAAGAAAUCGUGAACUUGAGACUGAACGUACUCAUUUUUGGGAACGGAUGUUUAUCAAGAUGAAAACGGUUCCAAAAAAAGAAAUUGGGGCAAUAAUAGUCGGUUACUUUGAAUCAUUCAAGUGCUCGAUCGCAAGUAUAAAAGGAGGUUUCGACGAUUUGAUGAAAAAAAAUGAGCAAAAUUUGACCAUUAUUCGAGGCCAGAAUCAGGAUCUGGAAAAUCAACGUGUGAAGAUCGAGCAACUGCAGUUUGACAUGGAAUGUUUGGAAAGAAAAUUGCGCUCAGCUGUGAAGGCUGAGUCAGAAGACUCACAACUACGUGCACCUCUCAAACCAAUGAACAAUUCCCGCCCUUCGUUUUUCGUUAAACCGAAAAAGACGGACCCGGUACCGCCGUUAGAAACAUCUAUGUCGAACAUGAUGAUGACACCUCAGAAGCCGUCACCUGUAAUUACGGCUCGUUCAACUGCUAAAAAAGAAGAUUCAUCUGAAUGGGCGGAACGUCGACUGAAAGCAAAAGCUGAAAAAAAAUCAGCAACUCCCACUCCUCGCUAUAACUAUGUCACAAUGAGCGCUCCAGUUCCGAAAUUCAAAGCAGCCGUUCUUCAAAUGCCCUCAACGCUUCCAGAAUCCCAAGAAAAUUAA
This is a messenger RNA of Caenorhabditis remanei, 1446 nucleotides long. RefSeq lists its product as uncharacterized. NCBI's taxonomy places the organism in Eukaryota, Metazoa, Nematoda, Chromadorea, Rhabditida, Rhabditidae. The transcript has 5 exons. The record is from RefSeq and is a predicted model, not a curated record. Bases 1 to 1446 code for a protein of 481 amino acids.